Messenger RNA from Dendroctonus ponderosae (mountain pine beetle), 1524 nucleotides. RefSeq lists its product as uncharacterized. The record is from RefSeq and is a predicted model, not a curated record. NCBI's taxonomy places the organism in Eukaryota, Metazoa, Arthropoda, Insecta, Coleoptera, Curculionidae. Gene Ontology annotation, molecular function: protein binding.
UGCAAGAAUCAUUUCACUUGAGACUACGAUGUGUUGACCAGUUGAAUCUACUAUUUCUACGGGUACAAAGUGAACCCUACCACUCCGCAUGGUUCGGUAGAUCGAGUGGUACAGUGUGGUUCGAUGGUACGCUCUAAAAUAGCAUAAACUAACCGGUCAGGCUUUGGAACUGGUACCUUGAUAUCUUGAUGUUGGUGCACUAAUUCAGUCCAUUUCGCGGUCAAUAACGUGUGUGCCAUAAUAGUGUUUUAAAGAUGUUCGCUGACAAAUUGGAACAACCACAGUGGGUGAAAACUUUCGGCAAACGACGGGGCGCGUUUGUGUCUAGGGGAUUAGUGAGCUGAACAUAUUAAUCUGGUGGGACUUUUAAACGCCAAGAAGACAAUUUUUCCGUUGUUGUUUUGUGUGAUUUUUAUGGUAUCCAGUUAAAAUGAGAUUUGUGUUGUUUUGUGCCUUUGUGUUGAGAUUUGCUCAAGGUUCUACAUCGCCGAUUCCAACUCCUAUUAGCAUCUGCGGGUCGGAAGAUGAAAUAGUUUUAGAAUCAGAAGGCGAUGCUGCAUCCAGUACCAUAAUUCUAGAAGCCAAUGCAAAUAAAUCCGAAUGUCACCUUAAGGUGGCUGCACCCAAAUCCCAUGUGGUCAAUCUGCAAUUUUUGGAAGUGAUUGACCAACCAGCGCAUAACAAGAGCGCUUAUGUGGGAAACAUGUCGAGCUGCGUUAUGAGAAUUUUUUUACCGGACAACCCAAAGACGCCCUUCUGGAGGGGCGAUCCAUGUUCAGGAGACCAAAUGCCCGAUGUCGACUUGCUAACGGCAGAAUUUAACCUGCUGUGGGAACCACCGAUAAAUCCCGCCACCCGCGUGUUUCAAAAAACCAUUGUUCUAACGGCUGUUGGAUCAGCAACGAAAAAACCGGAAGUAGUGAGUGAAACGCACAGCGCAACCGAAUCCAUCUCGGCAAUGUUGAACAAAUACGGCCCUUGGGGAUAUUUGAUGAUGGGCCUUUUGAUAUGCGGCACCGUUUUGUUCUUCUGCGGCUUAUGGGAAUGCUGUUGUAAGCGACCGAAGCCGGAGGUGGACCCGCCGCCCUCAACCACGCCCACCACCGUUUUGAUCAUGAAUUGUGAACAAGGGGCUGCGCCCCCCAUGCCGCCCCAAUAUGACGAUUUGGACCUUCCGCCCUCUUACACCACGCUGUUCCCAUUGGAGGAGGGCCGAUACACGACAAUUUCGGAAGAGGAAGAAGCGGCUGUUCCGUCCAGCAGCAGUGGCGGCGAUGACGAGAAAAACGAAGAAAUUGACCAAAGUUCGAGUGCGGAUUGUGUCCAGCCCGUUACGGUAGUGGAAACAGUUCAAAUAAAUCACGACAAUAAUAGUACUAGUCAGCAGGAGCCACCAACAGAUUUAGACUCAGUAUAGGGACUUUUUUCAAUAAUAGGCUUAUUAACUUGUGUGAUAUUACGACUGAUCAAAUAGUUAGUUCGAGUUUGUAGACGUCACGCGUAUUAUAAUAUUUAUAAUGCGAA